Helicoverpa zea (corn earworm) is the source of this 1215-nucleotide messenger RNA. RefSeq names its product zinc finger protein 761-like. Gene Ontology annotation, cellular component: nucleus. Gene Ontology annotation, biological process: regulation of transcription by RNA polymerase II. Gene Ontology annotation, molecular function: RNA polymerase II transcription regulatory region sequence-specific DNA binding; DNA-binding transcription factor activity, RNA polymerase II-specific. The record is from RefSeq and is a predicted model, not a curated record. Lineage: Eukaryota; Metazoa; Arthropoda; Insecta; Lepidoptera; Noctuidae. The coding region runs from base 1 to 1215 and encodes 404 amino acids. The transcript has 6 exons.
AUGCCCAGGUGUUUUAUAAACUCUGUGCGACGUCUCAAGAGGAGUUUCAUACAGGAAUUUGGUGAAUUUUCUGUCGAAAAUGAAAUGAAGUCGACACGCGUAACAAAAAUUAACGUAAAACGACAAAAGAAUCUUUUGAAAACCAACGAGACGAUAUACCACGACAAAGUUCCGAUUUCCACUCGAUUUUAUCUCCAAUUGCUUAAAAAGAGCCAAUUCUUACAACAUUUCCAAGAAACAGAGCCUUACGAAUACGCAUCAGAAAGCGAAAAAGCAGUCAAAUCUCCUGAAUUAACAAAAAGUAAGAAUUUAACGAAAAAGGAUACAGACAAAACGUAUAACUUAAGAUCUUCAGAAGCAAAAACGGAACGCAAAACGUACGACAAGACGCAUCGAAGGAAACGUAACGGUUGCGAUAACGAAACGCAAUCCAUUUCCGAACUGAUACAGGAAGUCAACAGGAAACGGAAGCCGCGGAAGGAACCUUUGGCGCCAAUUAUUGAAGAAAUUAAAAGCAGGGAGCCUUUGAAAAUUAACAAUAAAGUUUCCGCAUUGGCAGGCGGUUCUGAAAUCGACAAGAUAGCUGAGAAGUUGAAGAGCAUGGUGAAAGCGACGGCUGAUGAGAAGCUUGAUAAGGAACUCUUGACGUGCACGGAGUCCUUCGAAAAGGACAGCGUUGAUAGUGCCGAGAGGGAUGGAGAUGCGAAGGAGAAUGACCCGCAAGAGCCCCGCGAGUGGUCGGAGCCCCGGCGCUGCGCUCGCGCCACUCAUACGUGCUCGUACUGCGGGAAGGGCUUCGACAGGCCCUGGGUGCUGAAGGGACAUCUACGACUCCACACUGGAGAGAGACCCUUCCCGUGCCCACAUCAGCAUUGCGGCAGGACUUUUGCUGAUCGUUCAAAUCUCCGCGCUCACCAGCGGACGCGAGGUCACCACUCGUGGCAGUGGCGCUGUGGCAUGUGCGGGAAGGCGUUCAGUCAGAGGAGGUACCUUGAGAGGCACAGGGAUGACGCCUGUAGGAAAUAUAAAAUGCACACAAGAAACUCCUCAAAAUACAACAGCAACCUCAAAGUGGUCCCGAAAGCAGAGGUCCAGGUACCAAUGUACGGAAUUAUCAGACACAACCCUGACUCGAAGGUGGCUGCCGACCCUGACGGCUGCGAGGGUCCCAUAGACCUCUCGAUAGGCAAAAGGAGAACGGACGAAGAUUUAUGA